Molecule: messenger RNA, 3538 nt
Organism: Nothoprocta perdicaria
Lineage: Eukaryota; Metazoa; Chordata; Aves; Tinamiformes; Tinamidae
Gene: MCM2
Product: minichromosome maintenance complex component 2
Exons: 16
Coding region: 10-2676 (888 amino acids)
Biological process (GO): mitotic DNA replication initiation; DNA replication; double-strand break repair via break-induced replication
Cellular component (GO): nucleus; MCM complex
Molecular function (GO): ATP binding; 3'-5' DNA helicase activity; single-stranded DNA binding
Source: RefSeq, a predicted model, not a curated record
GCAGGGACGAUGGCGGACUCCCCCGAGUCGCAGGCCGCGGCCACCAGCCCCGUGCGCAGCUCGCGCCGCGGAGACCCCUACACGUCGAGCCCCGGGCGCGACCUGCCGCCCUUCGAGGAUGAGUCCGAGGGGCUCCUGGGCACCGAGGGGCUCCCCGAGGAGGAGGAGGAAGGCGAAGAGCUCAUCGGCGAAGGGAUGGAGAGGGACUACCGACCCAUCCCGGAGCUGGACGUGUACGAGGCCGAGGGCCUGGCCCUGGACGACGAGGACGUGGAGGAGCUGACGGCCAGCCAGCGGGAGGCCGCCGAGCGGGCCAUGAGGCAGCGGGACCGCGAGCUGGAGCGCGGCAUGGGCCGCAUGAGGAGAGGCUUGCUCUACGAUAGUGACGAUGAAGAUGAAGACCGUCCUUCACGGAAGAGGCGUCUGGCAGAGCGGGCUGCCGAUGGCGUGGAAGAGGAGGAUGAAGAUAUGAUAGAGAGCAUUGAGAAUCUGGAAGACAUGAAGGGGCACUCGGUGAGGGAGUGGGUUUCCAUGGCAGCUCCCCGACUUGAGAUCUACCACCGUUUCAAGAACUUCCUGAAGACCCACGUGGAUGACCAUGGACACAAUGUUUUCAAGGAGAGGAUCAGUGACAUGUGUAAAGAAAACAGAGAGAGCUUGGUGGUGAACUACGAAGAUCUGGCUGCCCAGGAACAUGUCCUUGCCUACUUUCUGCCUGAGGCCCCAGCAGAAAUGCUGAAGAUCUUUGACGAAGCAGCCAAGGAAGUGGUGCUGGCCAUGUACCCCAAAUAUGAUCGUAUUGCUCAGGAGAUCCAUGUCCGUAUCUCCCACCUGCCUCUCGUGGAAGAGCUGCGGUCACUCAGGCAACUGCACCUGAAUCAGUUGAUCCGGACCAGUGGGGUGGUGACGAGUUGCACAGGGGUCCUGCCUCAGCUCAGCAUGGUCAAAUACAACUGCAGCAAGUGCAGCUUCAUCCUGGGACCCUUCUUCCAGUCCCAGAACCAGGAGGUGAAACCUGGUUCCUGUCCAGAGUGUCAGUCUCUUGGUCCCUUUGAAAUCAACAUGGAAGAGACAGUCUAUCAGAACUAUCAGCGCAUCAAAAUCCAGGAGAGCCCUGGGAAGGUGGCUGCGGGCAGGCUGCCCCGCUCCAAGGAUGCCAUUCUCCUCGCUGAUCUGGUUGACAGCUGCAAGCCAGGAGAUGAGAUUGAGCUAACGGGGAUCUAUCACAACAACUACGACGGCUCCUUGAACACUGCCAAUGGGUUCCCAGUGUUUGCAACUGUUAUACUGGCCAACCACAUUGCCAAGAAGGACAACAAGCUGGCCAUCGGGGAGCUGACGGAUGAGGACAUGAAAGUGAUUGUGGGCCUUUCCAAAGACGAGCAAAUUGGGGAGAAGAUUUUUGCCAGCAUUGCCCCAUCUAUUUAUGGGCAUGAAGAUAUCAAGAGAGGCUUGGCUUUAGCUCUGUUUGGUGGGGAGCCCAAAAAUCCAGGUGGCAAGCACAAAGUCCGUGGUGACAUCAACGUGCUUCUGUGUGGUGACCCUGGGACUGCGAAAUCCCAGUUUCUUAAGUACAUAGAGAAGGCAUCAAGCAGAGCCAUCUUCACCACUGGCCAGGGCGCCUCUGCCGUGGGUCUCACAGCCUAUGUCCAGAGGCACCCAGUGAGCAAGGAGUGGACUCUGGAGGCAGGAGCCCUUGUGCUGGCUGACAGAGGGGUCUGCCUGAUCGACGAGUUUGACAAGAUGAAUGAUCAGGAUAGGACCAGCAUCCACGAAGCCAUGGAACAGCAAAGCAUCUCCAUUUCCAAAGCAGGCAUUGUCACAUCCUUGCAAGCCCGUUGCACUGUAAUUGCUGCUGCUAAUCCCAUAGGUGGGCGAUACGACCCAUCGUUGACUUUCUCGGAGAACGUAGACCUGACAGAGCCCAUCAUCUCUCGAUUUGAUAUCCUGUGUGUGGUGAGAGACACUGUGGACCCUGUGCAGGAUGAAAUGCUUGCCCGAUUUGUUGUGGGCAGCCAUGUCAAGCACCAUCCAGGGAGUAAGGAGGCAGUGAAUGGGGAUGCCGAUGAGGUGAUCCUUCCCAACACAUACGGAGUUGAACCCAUUCCACAAGAGAUCCUGAGGAAAUACAUCAUCUAUGCCAAAGAGAAGGUCCACCCCAAACUCAACCAGAUGGACCAGGACAAGGUGGCCCGGAUGUACAGUGACCUCAGGAAAGAAUCUAUGGCGACCGGCAGCAUUCCCAUCACAGUGCGGCACAUCGAGUCGAUGAUCCGGAUGGCGGAGGCCCAUGCCCGCAUGCACCUGCGGGAUUACGUGGUGGAAGAUGAUGUCAACAUGGCCAUCCGCGUCAUGCUGGAGAGCUUCAUUGACACGCAGAAGUUCAGCGUCAUGCGGAGCAUGCGCAAGACUUUCUCCCGUUACCUUUCAUUCAAGCGAGACAACAAUGAGCUGCUGCUGUUCAUCCUGAAGCAGCUGAUUGCAGAGCAGGUGAUGUACCAGAGAAACCGCUACGGGGCCCAGCAAGACACCAUAGAAAUCCCAGAAAAGGACCUGGUGGAUAAGGCUCGGCAGAUCAACAUCCACAACCUCUCUGCCUUCUACGACAGCGAAGUGUUCAGGAUGAACCGGUUCAGCCGGGACACGAAGCGCAAGCUGAUCGUCCAGCAGUUCUGAGGCCGCCGCUGGAGCCGGCCACGCGCUCCGGAGAGAAAUCCUCCGUGUGGCUGCUCGCUCGGGAACGCUGCAAAGCAGAUCAUGAUCCAGAGGGACUAAGCUGCACAUUCUCCUGCUUGUUUUGUGCCUUAUGGAUUAAGGGAGUGCUGAGCUGUUGAAGACUUUGUAAAUAGAACAGAGUUAAGUAGUUAAGUGCCCAGCUAAGUCUGUUUAGCAACUUCAGUCACUGUUUUGCCUUAGAGCUGAGCCCAGUGGGGAGAAAAUUGCUGGCCACAUAGAUGGCGUGUUUGUUCUUUGCUUGUUCCUAGUUGUUACAGGCUCAUCUAUAGGAGGGACAGAGAGGGGUCAUUAGAAAAGCAUUUGUCUGCCUUAUCCCUUGGAUUGCGAGCACCCUCAGGGAUUCUCUUUUCCCAUCUCUGGCGACUGCAGCCUGCUGGGUGAUAAUUGAGACUGCUUUCAACUCUCCAUGAAGCACCAGCCUCUCAGCUCCAGGCCUUUGUGCCUGACACUUGACAUUUCCCCAGGUGCCUGCAUGGGCUGACCUUGUGCUUGGUUUCUGCAGAAAGAGGGGGUAAAAGAGAACGGAAAUAAAGCACAACUGUUUCUAAUAAUAGAGGGGGCAGUGGAAGCUGCUGCAGCGCAUCCUGAGGCAGUAUCCAGAAACAUUGGGGCAAAUGCUUCUCCUCCUGUAUUGGAUACCAGCUCUGCUCCUGGGUAUAAAUGUGAAUUUGUAGCUGAAUCCAAAUGCUGGUACCUGACCUGACCAGCACCUCCUUAUCCACAGUAUCCAAGCUUAUUCAGCUUACCCACUGUGCUGAGGAUGGUGGUGGUGUUUUGGAGAGAGAUGGAGCAGUCUUGAGCU